Molecule: messenger RNA, 300 nt
Organism: Ilex paraguariensis (yerba mate)
Lineage: Eukaryota; Viridiplantae; Streptophyta; Magnoliopsida; Aquifoliales; Aquifoliaceae
Source: the annotation of a GenBank genome assembly
AUGGUUCGAAAUGCAAAAGAUGAGAUCACCAACCUUUCUGUCUUGAUAUUCACGGAGUUGGUAGCAUACUUUGUUGGUGAUCUCAGAGAGACACUGGUACUCAGCAUGGGACAUUAUCUCUUCAGAGACCCUAUGGCCGGCGCAGAGAUUUAUGGUGCUCACAAGGAGUUCUGCUUCUCCUUGUUCUACACCUUCGUCUUGCCACUUCAUCAACCACAUUUCCCACUAUACCAACCAGUAAGGGAAAAGAAGAAACACAUUGGAAUCAGAAUAAUGGCAAUUAGUACAAAUGGGUGGUAG